Molecule: messenger RNA, 1797 nt
Organism: Rhodofomes roseus
Lineage: Eukaryota; Fungi; Basidiomycota; Agaricomycetes; Polyporales; Fomitopsidaceae
Exons: 3
Source: RefSeq, a predicted model, not a curated record
AUGACAACACUUGCACUGGAACACUCAUAUCGCCCACAGGUGGAGGUGUUGGCUCAUCUGGUCACCUCGUUUCCGCCUACCGUGCGACCCCAGUUCUACAACUAUGGCCACAGCAUCAUGCAGUUCCCCUUCGAACCGUUUGUACACGAGCAGCAUCCGACCAAGCUGGAUGUGGUUGCGUCAUUUCCGGAUGUACGUCCGGAGUUUCCCAUCUCUCGCUGGAGGGACGUUGCCUUGAGCUUCGAGCUCAGGUCUGAGGAUGCCUACGACCCAAUGGUCAAAGAUGCUCCAACGCGCUCGGAUACACUCACACAACUCGCGAAGAACGCGCGCAACAUCAUGCUCUCCCAGGGCCGCCUGUACACCUUCGUCGUUGGUAUCUACGGAUCCUUGGCUCGGAUCUUUCGGUUCGACCGCUCAGGUGCGAUAUGUUCGCCCAAGUUCGAGUACAAGCACAGGCCGGAGCUCCUCCACGAGUUCCUCUGGCGUCUCUUCCACCCCAUUCCACCUCAAUCCAGGAUUGUCGGAGCUGACCCGACAACGGAGAUGGGGACGAGCGCUGACCGGAUGCUAGUGCGUGCUCUCGCGAGAGAUCACGAUCCUGGCUGGGCGGCUAUGCCCAAGACGAGGAAGGAGGUACGGCGGAUCGUUGUGACAGACAAGGGGGUUGAAACGACGUAUCUGGCAUGCAAGCUGGUCUUCAUGAACCCGGAGCUGUUCUCGCGCGCGACUUUCGUAUGGGAGGCAUUCAAGCUUGAAGAGGAGGACUGGAACAAGGGAAAGCGAUACAUUGUGAAGGAGACGUGGGGAGAGAUGGGACGCCAACGUGAGCUCGAAUUCUAUGAGGCACUGAGGCAGGUAGCAGAGUGUAAGCCGUUCUUUGGUGUGGCAGCCUAUGUUCACGGCGAAGACCUCGGCCGGCGCGACAAGGAGGAGCAAAGGCGAGAAGCGGAGGCGAACCCCCGGUUGAGAGGUCGUGCGUCUCGGGACAUGAGAACGGGCCAUCAGACCAUCUCCGUUCGGUACAACUUGCCUCAGCAAAUGCGGCCGAACGAGCGGAACCAUACGCGGAUCGUUCUGGAGACGGUCGGCGUCCCCCUCGCAGAGUUCAAGUCUACUAAGCAGCUCGUUAUGGCACUCCGAGAUGCCGUGGAAGGCCAUCGACAGGCGUACGAGGCCGGUGUCCUGCAUGGCGAUAUCAGUGAAGGCAACGUCAUGAUCGCCCCCAGGGAUGCCCCUUUCUCAGGUUAUAUUCAAGAUUUUGACUUGAGCUUCAGCUGGAAGUCGUUCCUGCAGCAACGCAUGGACAAGGUAGAUCUGGCUACAUGGGAUGAGUAUUGUGUUCAACACGGUCAUGAAAUAUGUGAGGGAGAGGGCCCUACCAAUCAGUCCAAGCAACGAGUCGGCACGAUCUUCUUCAUGGCGGUCGACAUCCUGCGGGCAGAGAUCACUCAUGAGGCACGGCAUGAUCUAGAGUCAUUUUAUUGGCUUCUGGUGUUCAUCGUUCUCCGACACACCAAGCACGGGCAUCCUCUCAAGGAGAUGGCAUUCGGACACUUGUUCUGCACCCAGCAGAUGGAUCAAAAUGCCCUGGUCAAGUUCUGCUGGUUGAUGCUGGAUCCUCCCUUGACGGUACCCGGUAACGAACCGCUGACCAGGUUGCUGGAGAUGCUUCGUCUGGCGUGCAUGCGUAAUGUUUGUCGAGCUGGCUCGGAUAUCAUACGCUCGACCCAUCGUGGGGUCCUCAACAUCUUCGACGACGUGCUAGCCCCAGGCAACGUUUGGCCCGAGGAUGAU